Loa loa (African eye worm) is the source of this 1889-nucleotide messenger RNA. RefSeq names its product major facilitator superfamily transporter. The transcript is spliced from 9 exons. The record is from RefSeq and is a predicted model, not a curated record. Bases 277 to 1614 code for a protein of 445 amino acids. Gene Ontology annotation, molecular function: transmembrane transporter activity. NCBI's taxonomy places the organism in Eukaryota, Metazoa, Nematoda, Chromadorea, Rhabditida, Onchocercidae. Gene Ontology annotation, biological process: transmembrane transport.
ACUAUCAGAUUAUUGUGCGUAUGAAUAACGUGAACGAGUUAGCAACCAUCAGAUUAUUAUACGUAUGAAUGACGUGAACGAGUUAGUAACCAUCUUACUGUUUCCAAAGAAACAUUUCAAAGAAAAUCUAUUAGUAGUGAGAAAGUGGAAGCAUUGUCACUUCCACGUCCUUCCAGUUAUUCACAUUCUAUUAUCGCCAUAUGAGCUGAACGUUCAAACAAUAAAAGUAAACAAAAGAACUAUUCAAGAACGGCGGGCUAUGUUCUGCCCGCCGACAUGAAACUGUUACAGCAAGAUAUCGAAAGUCGUCUUAUCAGCUGUGAUAAACUAUGGAACAGACAAGAAUGUCGUCUAUGGACAGCCAGUUUGUUUCUUGGUACAUGUAUGUUAUAUGCGGCACGUGUCGCUUUACCAGUAUGUGCUACAGUGAUUGCUCAUGAAUAUUCGUGGAACAAAAAUGAUGCGGGUACUGUGUUGUCGUCGUUCUUCUGGGGAUAUGCUUGUACCCAAAUAAUUGCUGGCCAUGUAGCUGAUCGUGUGGGCGCUGAGAAGGUAUUGAAAAUCUGUACAUUUACAUGGGCGUUGCUUACUUUCUUUACCCCUCUGCUAUUUGACCUCUCAUAUUCUACAAAUCAUCCAGUGCUUUUUAUAAUACUCAUUCGAUCUGCGACAGGUAUUGGACAAGCUUUCCACCUCCCAUCGAUGGCUUCGAUGACUUCUCGACAUCUGACGUCAUCCGAUAAGGGGCGCAUAUUAGGCAUAUGUUUGGCAGGAUCGCAUCUUGGGACAGCUCUAGCGGGUGCAGUCGGUUCAAUAUUGCUCGAAACUUUCGGUUGGCGUGCUCUGUUUCAAUUUGUGGGGUUGAUGUCAUUUCUAUGGUGGGCACUGCUUCGCUUCAUGUCGUCAUCGCGUAAUCAAUCCGGUGACUUUGAUAAUGCCAAAAAUGAUGAACUGAAAGUGGCCUUAGCAAGUGGCCUGCGGAAAUCACUUUGUAGCUCCUCCGAAAAUAUAGUUCCUUGGAGUGUACUCCUUAAACAUCGGUCGUUUUGGGCAGCAGCAGUUGCGCAAUACUGCGGUGCAAAUGCUUAUUAUACAUUGUUCAGUUGGCUUCCGUAUUAUUUCGCAGAUACAUAUCCUGAUGCCAAAGGAGUUGUAUAUAAUGUAGUACCCUCACUUGCAAUUGUUACAACUGCCUUUUUUGCCCCGUUUAUCGCAACAACAUUGUUUCUUCAUGUACAUUCGCUUACUCUCGCCAGGAAGUUGAUGGAGGGCAUUUCAUUGAGUGCAAUUGCAGUAUGCUUAUUGAUUUCAACGCAAUCUAUGAGUUUCGGUGCAGCUUUAUUCACGUUUACAUUAGCUAUGGCAGCACGUGGCUUUCAUCAUGGUGGUGUUUCAGUGAAUCCAUGUGAUCUUGCUCCCAACCAUACCGGCUCUGUUUUUGGUGUUUUUAAUGCGUUUUCCGCAAUAACCGGUUUUGUCGGAGUGUAUCUUGCUGGAUAUAUAUUACACGAAACGGGCAAUGUUUGGGCCUACGUAUUUAUUUUUACAUCUUUGCAGUGCCUUAUCGGAGCAAUUGUUUUUUCUUUAUUUGGUACAGCAAAUAGAAUUAUUUGACUUCUUUUUCCAUUUUCAUCUUUUGAAAAUUUAAAAAAUUUUGUUCAUCACUUCGGUAUUUAUUUUUGGUUGAUUGAUUUCUUGUCUGAUUCUAUGUUAUUUCCAGGAUGUAGUCUCAUGAAAACUUGGGUAAGAUACACAUUGUUAAUAAUUCCAAUGUGCCAGACUUUUAGGUAGUGUGCCUAAAAUACAACUGUUUCUUUAUUUCUACCGUGCAUCUUUUAAAACUGCAUCAUUUAAGUUUAAUUGUAUUAUCUGGAGGAGGGAAGGAAGGG